Messenger RNA from Trichomycterus rosablanca, 1227 nucleotides. It is a transcript of the gene kxd1, whose product is annotated as KxDL motif containing 1. Gene Ontology annotation, biological process: lysosome localization. The record is from RefSeq and is a predicted model, not a curated record. Bases 209 to 751 code for a protein of 180 amino acids. NCBI's taxonomy places the organism in Eukaryota, Metazoa, Chordata, Actinopteri, Siluriformes, Trichomycteridae. The transcript has 5 exons. Gene Ontology annotation, cellular component: BORC complex.
GCUGGUGUGAAUAUUAUAACGUUUAUUUAGAUUUUUUAUUUUGAAUAAUCUAUAUUUAAAGGUCUGGGUUAGCUAAAGUUGUUCUGGUAACGGCACUCUAUUGUACAUCUGGAUGAUCUGAUCUCUCAGAUUAACGGUCAUUUGGUUGAUCCAGGAUUGUUGUGAACAGCUGGAUAGGAUCAGACGAUUCUCACCUAAAUGCUUCGGUAUGGAUCCGACAGCUUCAGGAGUCUUCUGCAGCAAGAUGCUAAGCAUGGUCAACUCCGAGGAUGUAAACGCCAUCAUUCAGGCCCAGAGGCACAUGUUGGACCGCUUUGAGAAGACCAACGAGAUGCUGAUUAACUUCAAUGGCUUGUCUAAUGUACGGCUGCAGCAGAUGAAUGACCGCUUUUUGCUCCACACCCGCACUUUAACUGAAAUGAAGAAGGAUCUAGACAGUGUUUUUCGUCGAAUAAGAACAUUAAAAGGAAAGAUAGCGAAGCAGUAUCCCGAGGCGUUUAGCAACAUUCGAGAGGCUUCUAGUUUGGAGGAGGAUGAUGAUGAGUUCGAUCCUGUACCUCCCAGUGUCGCCACCACCACAGCCACGUCUGAACAGAGUACAGAGUCCUGUGACACGAGCCCUGAUGUUAUAUCACCCACCGUCAGCCACUGUUCAGAGGAGCUUUCCCAGGGAAAUCCUGACACUCCUAGAUCAAACAGCCCAGACAGGGCGGUGAUGCUGGACGAGGGACCAGAUUCAGCUGAAAUCUAAAAUACUGUGGACACUUUGCUGAAUAUUUGGAGUUGCUUUGUGUUUGGUAUUUAAUAAGCUGUGUGUGUGUGUGUGUGUGAAGGAGAGAGAGAGAGUGUGUGUGUAAAAAGCAGCAGUAGUAACUGAAGGUGACUUGACGUGUGGUAUUGCCAUCCUAAAUCUUGAUUAAUUUGGAUUCAUCAGUUCUAAUCUCGUAACAAGUUCCAGACUCUAUCCUGACCUAAAUUGGCAGUUAUUUAUACCUAGUAGACCUCAUAGUUGAUAUCAAUGUUAUGAUUAUUAUUAUUUUUUAUUUUAGGUUUUAUUUCUUUAUUAUUAUUAUUAUGUUUUAUUAUUGCAAAUUAUGAGGUUCACCCCAAGAUUAAAAUAGUACUUUGCUGCUUUCUGCUUUUAAUUGUUUUAAUGAUCUGUUUGACUGCAGAUAUGAUUGGGAAUGGUCAGCAGAUUGUAGCAUCUAUUAAAACUUAACAGUGAAA